Molecule: messenger RNA, 738 nt
Organism: Entamoeba invadens IP1
Lineage: Eukaryota; Evosea; Mastigamoebida; Endamoebidae
Exons: 1
Coding region: 1-738 (245 amino acids)
Source: RefSeq, a predicted model, not a curated record
AUGUCUGCGACUAAUAUCUCAAUUCAACCUUCAAGCCCUUUGUCUAUGAGUGACACGGAGAGUGAAUUUUCGAGCUCUCAGUCACUAAGAGAGCGGCAACCGUAUCCCUUCAACCUCCACACAACAUCAGACACGUUUUCAAAGACUUGUAAUAAACCACCCCUUCCUUCCGAUUUCACUCGAAACACGUCUCUUGAGUCUCAGCGACAAUACAAGACACCAGCCAAGCGACUGAGUUACUUACGCGAGCGCAAGAUAAUAGGAAGGAAUGAGGAAUCUCAAAUUAUCGAUGGGUUACAGUAUUUAUUAGUCACACAACACCAUGCCACCUUCUAUUAUUUGAAAGAAAAGAAGUCGAAAAAGACGAUUAAAUUUAGGAUACCUUAUUCAAUGGAGUUGAAUGGAAUUACUCUCGACGUUGAUGGCUUAUGUUCCAUUGGAGAAAAGUGGUUAGUAGACAUUGGAGUCUGUCAGAAGUCUUCUGAGAAGGACAAGUCCCAGAAACGGAUUCAACGGUCCAAAGAAGCUGAAGUGAAUGGGGCCUUUAUAUGCAUUUUAGACUCAUUAGGUUAUACUUUAGACUUUAAGAAAUUGAAAGAAAAAGUCGGGCGCAAGACGACUCCCUUUUUGAAGACGAUAGCCUUAACCUUUCCUGAUGGGACAAUAUGUUCCAUAGAAGAUGUGAAACUAUGGGGGAUGCAAUAUGACUUGCUCUUGAAUCAACAAGACGUCUGUUAA